GCUAUUAGUCAUAAUUAUUGUUUAAUAACCGAAGGGAAAAAAUGCCUGGGCGACAGCACUUUUCAGAAGCGCGUUUUCGUUUAUUCGCCGCGGCCUGCUGUGGCCCUACCAGGCCGCCGUAGCCGGCUCUCCCGUUCCCUGCGUGGCGAGGAGCAGUUGUCGGCGGGACUUCCGUGUUGGCGGGAUUCUGAACGCUGCCAUGGCUCAGACCGUGCAGAACGUUACAUUGUCCCUCACUCUGCCCAUCACGUGCCACAUUUGCUUGGGGAAGGUACGUCAGCCUCUUGUAUGCACCAACAACCAUGUGUUUUGUUCUGUUUGUAUUGACUUGUGGUUGAAGAAUAAUAGCCAGUGUCCAGCUUGUAGAGUCCCCAUCACUCCUGAAAAUCCUUGCAAAGAGAUUAUCGGAGGAACAAGUGAAAGUGAACCUAUGCUAAGCCACACAGUUAGGAAGCACCUUCGGAAAACAAGACUUGAGUUACUCCAUAAAGAAUAUGAGGAUGAAAUAGAGUGUUUGCAAAAAGAGGUAGAAGAACUUAAAAGUAAAAAUCUCAGUUUGGAGUCACAGAUCAAGAGUAUUCUGGAUCCUUUAACCUUGAUGCAGGGCAACCACAAUGAAGACAAACUUCCAUUGGCAGAUAAUCCAAGUAAAAUUGACCUGGAAACUGUAGCAGAGUGGAAGAAAAAACUCAGAACAGCUAAUGAAAUCUAUGAAAAAGUCAAAGAUGAUGUGGAUAAGUUAAAAGAGGCAAAUAAAAAACUGAAAUUGGAAAACGGUGGCUUAGUGAGGGAGAAUUUACGGCUGAAGGCUGAAGUUGACAACAGAUCACCCCAGAAGUUUGGAAGGUUUACAGUCGCUGCUCUUCAGUCCAAAGUAGAGCAGUAUGAACGUGAAACCAAUCGCCUCAAGAAAGCUCUAGAACGAAGUGAUAAAUACAUAGAGGAACUAGAAUCUCAAGUAGCACAACUAAAAAAUUCAAACGAAGAAAAGGAAGAUGUGAAUGUCAUUUGCCACAGAGCACCUUCUGUGGACGGCAAGGGGGGCAAAGGCAGUGACGGGGCUGUGGCAUCAAAGAGUCAAGGUGACAGUGCCAGGCAGCAGGCUGGCUCAGCAACCUCUGGUUCUUCUCACCUGGCAACCGCUUCUAGCAGCAGACUCUCUGACACAAAUUCUGUCAGACAGGAAAGCACCAACAAAACAGAACCACACUGUCCUAAGAACAAAGACCUAUACCCCAAGCAGGUAGAAAUUAUGUUAGAUGUGACAGAUACGAGUAUGGAUACUUAUUUGGAAGGAGAGUGGGGUAAUAAACCAAGUGACUGCGUACCCUACAAAGAUGAAGAGCUUUAUGAUCUCCCAGCUCCAUGUACUCCUUUGUCCCUUAGUUGCCUUCAACUAAAUACUCCAGAAAAUCGAGAGAGCUCUGUAAUCAAAGCAGGAAAUUCCAAAAAGCACCCAAACCAUCUCAGAAAAUUGGUGUUUGAUGAUUUUUGUGACUCUCCAAAUGCUUGUAAUAACAAUUCUCCAGAGGAUGGUGUGAGUAGAGGUGAGAAUGAAAAGAAAUCAGAAUGUUCUGCUUCCCCAAAGACAGGAUUUUGGGAUUGUUGCUCCACAAGCUAUGCCCAAAGCUUGGAGUUUGAAAAUUCAGAGGGAAACACAAUGGCAAAUUCUGAUGGGGAAAUAUCUUCAAAAUCGAGUGAGAAAUCAGGUUCAUGUUUAUCCAAGAGACUGAAUUGUAUUCGCUCUCUCGAAAUGAACCGGACCAGAACAUCCAGUGAAGCAUCGAUGGAUGCUGCUUACCUUGACAAAAUCUCUGAGCUGGAUUCAAUGAUGUCAGAGUCAGACAAUAGCAAGAGCCCUUGUAGCAAUGGUUUUAAGUCAGUGGAAUUGGAGGGUUUAUCAAAGUCCUCUCAAGGCAGUGAAUUUCUAGAGGACCCUGAUAAGUUGGAAGAAAGAACUAAUCUGAGUCUUUCCAAAAGUUCCUUAACUGCUGAUCAGUUAGAAGAUGGAAGUGAAUGGAAACCCACUUCUUUUUUUCUCCUCUCUCCAUCUGACCAAGAGAUGAAUGAUGAUUUUUCUCUCCAUCCCACAUCUAAUUCAGGGACUAAUGAAAUCAAACCCCCAAGCUGCUUGUUUCAGACUGAGUUUUCCCAGGGUGUUUUGUUAAGCAGUUCACAUCGACUAUUUGAAGAUCAAAGAUUUGGAUCAUCUUUAUUUAAGAUGUCUUCAGAGAUGCAGAGCCUUCACAACCACCUUCAGUCUCCUUGGUCUACUUCCUUUGUGCCUGAAAAGAGGAAUAAAAAUGUGAAUCAGUCAACAAAAAGAAAAAUACAGAGUAGUCUUUCCAAUGCCAGCCCAUCAAAAGCAACUAAAAGUUGAAUUGUGGGGGAAGUGUCAUUUGUGGGUUUGUCCUUAAAGGGUUUUUAAUGUUACUUUAUUCAUUUCAUAAAAGCUCAAUCCAAUGCUGGACAUGGUAGCACGCCUUUAAUCCCAGCACUUGGGAGGCAGAGGCAGGCGAAUCUCUGCAUUCAAGGCCAACCUGGUCUGCAUAGCUAGUUCCAAGCCAGCUGGGGCUAUAGGAGGGAGUCCCUGUCUCAAAAAGACCAAAAAAAAAAAAAAAAAAAAAGUUGAAUCCAAUCUUGAAUUGAUCAUCUUCAGUCAUGUCAAGCCCGAAUGCUGGGUUAAACCUGUUCCUAGGGCACUCAUUUCACCUUGAAGAAAACCUUGGUCUCUUUUAGAGAUCUUUUUGACCAGAGAAAGCAGGGAGAAGUUUUGGGGUGUUUGUUUUAAUGAAUGUUGUAUGUUUCUUGUUUGAGUGUAUUUUGUUUUCUCAAACCUUAUUUAACUAUUAGAUAUAGUGUCCUGUUAAGGCUCAACUGUCUUCAGAACUUGUAUUUCUUAAAUAAAACAGUAUUGUUUGUACAGCACUCAUACUUGAGUUUCUUUAAAGCUGUUCCUAGAGUGGAAAUUAUGUUGUCUGUCCCUAUGUUAUUUAUGUUUAGUCGUGGCCUAACUGUUAUGCGAGGCCAUGGUGGAGAAAUAGCACUCUGACCUUAAUUCAAUAUUCACUUAAUUUUUCUUAGGUUUUUAUAUUGAUGUUUACAUCUUCUAGCAUUGUGCUCUGUCCAUAUUUUGUGAACUUGUUGAGCUAGUAUGAAAUAACUCACUUUUUGUAUAAAAAUACUCACUUUAUGCCAGGUGGUUUAUAUUGGCUCAUCUUUGUAGGUAUGUGUGUGUAUAAAAUUAGAAAAUGAUUAGACUUUGGAAGGAAGGCAUGGUUGGGUUUGGAAAAGUUUAAACAUCCUAGCUUCAUUUCCCAGGUGAGUAGGAAAAAGCACUCUUUGUUGAGUCCUUGAGCCACUCCUCCUUUUUGGUGGAUACAGUUCCUGUUUGCAUGUUACUAAUUCUUUGUGGAAUCUAUGUGCAUGAUAGCAUUUUUGCUUGCUCCAUUUUCCAUCCUAAAGAAAAGGAAGUUUCUAUGGCUAAUAGAAUGUUAUCUAAGACAAACUUCUCAUGAAAAGUAAUAAGUGAGGGUGGGGAUAGGUAAGCAUUAAGCACAAUUUUUAGUUUAGGCUUUAAAAAGUAUAUUCUAAACAUGUUUGGUAUGCCUGUAUUUGGUAUGCCUAUAUAGGCCUUAAAUGUGGGUCUGUAUGCUAAUGACUUGUUUAAUGUGCACUGAACAUUUUCAUGUACUGUUUUACCUUGAUACUGCAUGUUUUUCUAUGUGAAUUCAAUAAAGGAUGCUAUAUGCAGUGU
This is a messenger RNA of Nannospalax galili (Upper Galilee mountains blind mole rat), 3757 nucleotides long. It is a transcript of the gene Obi1, whose product is annotated as ORC ubiquitin ligase 1. Gene Ontology annotation, molecular function: metal ion binding; ubiquitin-protein transferase activity. The record is from RefSeq and is a predicted model, not a curated record. Bases 200 to 2380 code for a protein of 726 amino acids. The transcript is spliced from 6 exons. Lineage: Eukaryota; Metazoa; Chordata; Mammalia; Rodentia; Spalacidae. Gene Ontology annotation, biological process: protein monoubiquitination; regulation of DNA replication.